This is a messenger RNA of Mycena citricolor, 1955 nucleotides long. NCBI's taxonomy places the organism in Eukaryota, Fungi, Basidiomycota, Agaricomycetes, Agaricales, Mycenaceae. The record is from the annotation of a GenBank genome assembly.
GCCGCAUAGCCUUCUAACCGUCCAACCGAUUGAUUACUCAUUCGCGCUGCCAACCGUCCGUCCCUUGUAUUUAGGAUAUCGCCAGCGGCACGACGUCCUCGACCAUCUCAUCGACUCCACUCUCCACUCUCCCAUGGACGCCGUUCUCGCGCUCGCACCACGACGGCUCGUCGUGCGCACGCUGUGCACGCUCGCAGUCUCGACCGCCGUCUAUGCAGGCUACACCCUCGCCGCAGCCCUCUACCGCCACUUCACUUCUCACCUGCGACUGCUGCCGGGCCCCGCGUCGACGCAUUGGUUUUGGGGGAACAGUCGGGAGCGGAUCGCUGAUCAAGAUCGUGGGCUCCUGGACGAAUGGGCGAAGCUGUAUGGACGCGUGUACAGGACCCGGCGGAUGAUGGGCGGGUACAACCUCGUUAUUACCGACACGAAGGCCAUCCAUCAUUUCCUGACGCAGACCGGGGUGUACCAGAAGUCGAAGAUGAUGCGGUCGAUGCUGGGGAGGAUCGUGGGGCCUGGGAUCUUGGUCGUCGAGGGCGAGCAACAUCGGAAUCAGCGCAAGAUCAUGAAUCCUGCAUUUGGUCUCCCGCAGGUUCGGGAGCUGACGGAGAUCUUCAUCCAGAAGUCUGUCCAGUUGCGGGAUGUCUGGCUGGCCGCGGCAACAUCGUCCCCCGAAAACGCUGCUUCCGUCGAAGCCUUGUCUGCACUAAGCAAGACGACACUCGACAUCAUUGGCCUCGCCGGGUUCAAUCACGACAUCAAUGCCCUAGCGGCAGACGCUCACACGCAACCCGACGAACUCGCCGAUGCGUUUGAAAAGUUAUUCGAGGCCGAAACCGGUUUUGACCUUCUCGGCCUGUUUAUUUCGAGAGUGCCGCUAAUGAGCAGAUUGCCUACGAAGCAAUAUCGCACCACCAAGGCGGCACAGGCCCGCAUGAUCGCUAGUGGUCGCAGACUUCUCGCUGAGAGCAAGCGAGAGGUGCAGCAGAACGGGUCGUUUGCCAGUGGCACUGGACGAGCGAGAGAUCUGUUGGCGCUUCUCGUGAAAGCGAACAUGGACAAGGACAUCCCAGAGAGCCAGCGUUUGAGUGAUGAGGAUGUUCUAGCUCAGGUUCCGACCUUCUUGGUUGCUGGGCACGAAACUACUAGCACCGCUGUGACCUGGGCACUGUUUGCUCUGACUCAGCACAAAUCCGUCCAGGACCGCCUUCGCGAAGAGGUUCGCGGAGUCGCCACAGACUUCCCGACAUUCGAUGAGCUCAACUCGCUCCCUUAUCUCGACUGCAUCGUCAAAGAGACCUUGAGGUUGUAUCCGCCUGUGACGCAAACCAGCCGAGUGGCAGUAGUCGAUGACGUCCUACCGCUGGAAGAGCCGUUUACAGAUAUUCAUGGCAUCGCGCACAGCAGCCUUUUAGUCAAACAGGGACAGAUUGUUUUGAUCCCGAUUGCGAUGCUCAACCGGGAUAAAUCUAUAUGGGGCGAAGACGCUCUCGAGUUCAAACCCGGACGGUGGGACUCAUCCAUAUCUAACUCGAUCCCCGGCAUCUACUCGCACAUGCUGACAUUCAUCGGCGGGCCGCGGAACUGCAUCGGGUAUCGCUUCGCCUUGGCUGAGAUGAAGGCCCUGCUGUUCACUCUCGUCCGGAGCCUCGAGUUUGAGCUGGGCGUACCCGCUGAGCAACUCAGCCAGAAGGGCACAGCGAUUGUGAUGCGCCCGAUCGUGUUGAGUGAGCCGGAGAAGGGGAAUCAGCUGCCGUUGAUUGUCCGUCCAGUCUCGUGGACACCUUAAGCAGCAUGUACUGUAUGUGAUAGAAGAAAUCAGUCCCACUCUCCCGGGUGAAGCAUCAGCAAAGCCGUCUUGACUCCAUUACGACCGCAAUGACUGGCCAAUGACUGGGGUUCUACAAGCAAAAUGUACUAUCUUCGUCUGUUAUCAUGCCGAAACUCGAAUGGGG